UGUAUAAGGAGUGCGUAGAGCUCUCCCCCAACUCCGCAUUCUUAGGGUUUUAGAAUUCUGCGGUGCGUGGUUCUCCAAAGUCGUCUCUCGCUGUCUUGAUCAGAUCGCGAGGGUUUCUGCAAACCCUAUAUUUUCUUUCACGGUUGUAAGUGGCCUGGCAUAAUGUCUCGAGUCUAUGUUGGGAACUUAGAUCCCAGGGUUACCGAAAGAGAACUCGAAGAUGAAUUUCGAGUUUAUGGUGUUCUUCGGAGUGUCUGGGUAGCUCGAAAGCCACCAGGUUAUGCAUUUGUUGAGUUUGAUGAUCGCAGAGAUGCUUUAGAUGCAAUUCGUGGAUUGGAUGGGAAAAAUGGGUGGCGUGUGGAGCUAUCUCAUAAUUCAAAGGGUGGCGGUGGAGGUCGUGGUGGUGGACGUGGUCGUGGUGGGGGUGAGGAUUUGAAGUGCUAUGAGUGUGGUGAACCUGGUCACUUUGCUCGGGAAUGUCGCUUACGGAUUGGGUCACGAGGCCUUGGAAGUGGACGGCGCCGAAGCCCUAGUCCCCGAUACCGUAGGAGUCCAAGUUAUGGUCGCAGGAGUUACAGCCCCCGAGGAAGAAGAUCUCCACGAAAGCGCAGCAUAACACCUCGCCGCGGCCGCAGCUACAGCAGGUCUCCACCUUAUCGUCAUGCUCGUCAUGAGUCACCUUAUGCUAAUGGAGAUCAACGCCGGAGCCGAAGUUGAAGCAGGCUGUCACAUCACCCCAAGAGAUGAUUUAUUGGCAAUACUGUAGUACUAAUAGGAUUGAUCGACCAACAGCAAACUUGUCUUUCUGUUCGAUGCAUGACCCUUGGGUUUGUUAGGAAUUGGAUUUGGUUGAGUAAAUGGCUUCUACAAUGUUCUAGCUGCAAAAAAGGGGUGCUUUUGACUCCUCGCUUUUGCUCCGACAAUACUCUUCCGCUUAUUGAAACCUGGAGAGGUUACUUUCCUACUUUAUAUUGCACCAUGAUACUGCUAUUUAUAUGCUUUUAUACCAUGACUUUUGAACUCUUAUUAAAUGGUUAGGAGUAGAAGUUUCUGUAAAAUCUUACACAGUACGUGUGCCUUUGUGUUUGUGUUGAGGUGCGGUUUCUGCUAAAACGGCACCGUCGCCACUUACUGCUCCCUACAGCACACGGGUUUCUCUGCAUCACUGCAUCUCUGCUUGUCUGCUUCACACCAUCUACUUGUUGGUCUUUGUGCUUAACCAUCCAGCUUGGCCGUGUGUGACAUUUUUGAUGUGCACCCUUCUGCAACAAAACCCUAAUGAGGUUUCUGCUAUAACGACGUCGUUGCUCCUUACUACUACUACUGCACACGGGUUUAUCUGCUUGUCUGCGUCACAUCUAUUCGCUCCUUGUGCCCAACCAGCUUGAGUCACAUGUUUGAAACCGCCAAAGCUCAGAAGCUACCCUCCUGCAACAAAACCUUAGACCCAUUCCUUUAGAAUUUUCUGCUAGUUGGUUGGUUCAAGAUGAUGGAGCUGUUUAUCUUCAGGUACACCAUGUGUUUCUGCAUUUGUGGUAAUGAAUUAUUUAUCGGAAUUUGCCUCGCACCUUUUACCAUGCUUCGUGUUUGUUUUCUUUUAAGAAACAAACAACGUUGAGGCAAAUGAAAAACGAGAUUUAACGGGCAUUUGGUUGUGUGCUGAUUGUCAUUACUGUUUCCGCCAUUUCUUCA
Molecule: messenger RNA, 1692 nt
Organism: Nelumbo nucifera (sacred lotus)
Lineage: Eukaryota; Viridiplantae; Streptophyta; Magnoliopsida; Proteales; Nelumbonaceae
Product: serine/arginine-rich splicing factor RSZ21
Molecular function (GO): RNA binding; zinc ion binding
Source: RefSeq, a predicted model, not a curated record